Molecule: messenger RNA, 2355 nt
Organism: Penicillium argentinense
Lineage: Eukaryota; Fungi; Ascomycota; Eurotiomycetes; Eurotiales; Aspergillaceae
Product: putative Patatin family phospholipase
Exons: 3
Coding region: 1-2355 (784 amino acids)
Biological process (GO): lipid metabolic process
Molecular function (GO): triacylglycerol lipase activity
Source: RefSeq, a predicted model, not a curated record
AUGCACAGGCCUGCUAUGACGGUCUCGGGCGACUCCACAAUAGUCCAUUCGCAAUGCCACCACCCGGACGACCACGCGCCGCGCCGCUCUCUGCGCAAGGCGAUCUCGAUUCCGGCCGUGUCGUCCCUCGUGAAGGGCUCAUGGAACUGGGCAGGCGAGACACUGCACUCCUAUCGCGAUGGGCUCUCCGCCGAGCAGCGGAAGCAGCGGGAGGAGGUCGAGAACCGCAAACAAGUGUUGUACUUGAAGAUUCGGAACGCUGUCACGUACGAAGAAUGGAGUGAGUGCGCCAGCGAGUUGGACAUGUUGGAGAACAACAAAGCGUGGAAAUACACCCUCGAGUGCUCCGAAUAUCACCCACAAGUGGUGCAUGAACGGCUACGACAGCUGGAGGAAGCGCGCAUUAGUUGCGAUGUGAGUCGCAUGCUGUUCCUGGUUCGGACCGCUCUGAGUCGCGAUCUCGGGAAGAUGAGCAAUGCGUCUCUAUACCGGCACUCUCAUAUUGGGACAAAGGACCUGAUCGAUCGUUACAUUACCACGGCUCUUGACACGAUCACAACCUUGGUGGACUUGUCGGUGCAUAAUCGUUGCGAUGGGCUAGAGUUGAAGUACAUCCUGGACCAAUUAUUGGCAGCACGACAGGCGUUUGGCCGGAGUGCCCUCCUCUUUUCCGGGGGCGCCACCUUUGGUAUGAACCACAUUGGUGUCCUCAAGGCUCUUUAUGAGGCUGGCCUCAUUCCUCGAAUCAUCUCCGGGGCCUCAGCGGGGAGCAUCGUGUGCGCGGUCUUCUGCACGCGCAAGGACGAGGAACUCCCGCGGUUGUUGGACACUUAUGCACACGGCAAUUUUGCCGUGUUCAAUGAGCACGGCCAGGAGGAGAACAUAUUCCAGAAAACAGCCCGGUUUCUGAAAUUCGGGUCUUUCCUCGACAUCUCUCACCUCGCCAACACAAUGCGGAAUUGGUUGGGAGACAUCACUUUCCAAGAGGCGUAUAACCGGACGCGGAGGAUCUUGAAUAUCUGUGUUUCCAGUGCCAAUAUUUAUGAGCUUCCGCGACUUCUCAAUUAUAUUUCCGCGCCAAAUGUGUUGAUCUGGUCUGCCGUAGCGGUAUCCUGUUCGGUGCCACUGGUCUUUCGACCAUUCACGUUGAUGGCCAAGGACCCUCUGACAGGAGAAGCAGUGCCCUGGAACGACCUUCAUAAGCAGUAUAUCGAUGGAUCAGUUGACGGCGACUUGCCAAUGACCCGACUGUCCGAAAUGUUCAAUGUCAACCACUUCAUCGUCUCACAGGUAAAUCCUCACGUGGUACCGUUUCUCCCAAAAGAAAACGGGCCAUCAAAUUUCGCCGAGCAGGGGUCAUCCUUCGUUCCUCGAUGGGUAAACACUAUGACCUACCUCGCUAAAGACGAGAUGCUGCACCGGAUGACUGUUCUCUCUGAAAUGGGAGUAUUCCCCAACUCCAUGACCAAGUUCGCCUCAAUCAUGAACCAGAAAUAUAGCGGAGACAUCAACAUUUACCCUGAACUCAUCUCAUCCAACUUUCCUCGGAUCUUGGAGAACCCGACAACGGAAUUCAUGCAGCAAGCAUGCCUCAGCGGGGAGCGAGCAACGUGGCCCAGGUUAAGCCGUAUCCGGAACGCGUGUGCCAUUGAGUUGGCACUAGACAAAGCUAUUCAGCAGAUGCGGGCUCGUGUGGCCUUUAGCCCCGGCCAAGUUGAGCUGCGGUUGCAAGAGUCAACCCGGCAUUCCGCCGACUCCUCAAUGGACAGCGGCUGCGCUGGCCGGGGCCGUAUUCGCAACCGAAGACGGGGUUCUCACGGACACGAGCUGGAAAGAAGACGAUCACGGGGCCUGUCUCGAAGCGACCCAGCCCAGGAACUGCGGAAGGCACGCAGCACUGCGUCAUUCGAAAACCCACCUUUCACGAUGUCGAACGAUCAAACCUCCGUGCCCGUCCGGCAGAAGGCCCACCAGCGUCGAUCUACAAUCUCCUUUAGCGGGGGGCUCUUCGCGGCUGGGUCUGCUAGCGAGGAUGAGGACGACGAAGAGCUCGGUCUAUCCUUCUCAAUAGGGCCGCCACCCUCCAAGUACCGUGCUUCCUGGGACAACUCGUUCUACGGGGAGAAUUCGAGCCAGGGCGCGCUGAGUUCUGUCCGAUCCCGGCGAUCUUCCUUCUCUUCUGGCAGGCCACAACGCCUGGAGUCAGGCCGAGGGGCUUCACCGAAACAAGGCUUUGCACCGUCGGCGCGAGAAAUCUCCAUGGCCUUGUCGCCUUCUUCCCGCCACAUGCUCAGCAUGACGCCCACCGUCCAUCCGAGCUCGCCUGAUGCACUCACGCGCAAACCGCAACAAUGA